Messenger RNA from Penaeus monodon (black tiger shrimp), 1945 nucleotides. It is a transcript of the gene milt, whose product is annotated as trafficking kinesin-binding protein 1-like. Lineage: Eukaryota; Metazoa; Arthropoda; Malacostraca; Decapoda; Penaeidae. The record is from RefSeq and is a predicted model, not a curated record.
CGAAAUAGUCAUCAUUUCGGAAAUAUAAAUUGUGAACUUUUACAGACUUCUUUUGGUAAAGGUUCUGCCUUAGAAAUGACUUCUGAAAUUAACGUAGCUGUAGGUAUCACAGCCAGUGAAGAAGAGCUAAAGGCGGAAUAUCCAGCGAAUAGUCACUUGCAUGAUAAUAUAAAAGGGCCAGGAGGAAGAGCUCGGAAUCGUCAUGGAAAGAGUCAUUUUCAAAACAUUUCUGAGGAGAAACUGGAAAUUCUUGCGACCUCAAGAAAGGCAGUGCACAAAGAUUAUUCACUAAUGAAACCAGAAUACACAGGUUAUAAGCGAAAGUUUAAUAUAUGUAAUUUACUUGAGUAUCGAGAUUCCGAAACACAAGGGAGCACAUUGCCAAGUACAAGAAACAAGGAUGCACACACGGAAACUCUGCAGCAAAGCGACGAUGCACUUUCAUUACACGCGGAAUGCUCCGUGGCAUUUGUAUCAAGAGGGUGCUUUUGGGAGGCGAAUGUGGUGCCCAGGGCCUUCCCUGUGGCCAAAGGGGAUUCGCUACCAAUAUCGUCAAAACACACCGCGGAAUCCUCCGACGGUGAUCCAACCCUUGGUUCUCCGUCAUUCAUCAUGGUUCGAGAAGCCUCUGUUGAAGGCGUAUUCAUAUGCGCUCCCACGCCUAGUUCCAGCGAACCUGAAAUGAGCUGUUCGCCCACCGCGGUUUCACAACAGAGCCCAUUCCGGCGUCAGUUGUUCACAUCUCUGAUGACACGCCAGUCAGCCCUUGUGUCAAGGAUCAACCAGCAAACUUCGAAACUAAUGAGGGCAGUCGAAGCAGCUGCAUCUAUCACACAGACAGAUCGAGAAAGCAAGUCAAGAUCAGUGUCGUCAGAUAUCAGUCCACCAAUAAUAGAAAAAGGAGCGUCAUUGUGCGAGGACAUUAAUGAACCAAAGACUAGAUGUAGUCCAGCUGUAAAAUAUCACCUUGGUGAGGACAUAGAAAAUGAAUUAUUCGAACCAUGUGGGUCUCGUGACACGGGGGCACGAGACCCGCUUCGCCUGGUGUCCAUUUGUGACUCGGGGAUUGGCUUUGAGUCGGAUGAAGAUGCCAGGUCCUUGUCGCGGCAUUCUUCGUAUACAUUUAGCGAAGACAGCGAAGGGCCAACCGAGGAGACAGCAUGCGACGCACAUUUGAUACUGUUCGUAUGACAGGCAAAUAUCCUGGCUCUGGGUCACAAGGAUCGCUGAGUUCAUUAGGUUAUGGAGGUUCCAUGCACUCCACACCUACACAUCACCCACAUACUUCAUCUCAUCUGGCCACACCAACCCAUAUGGUAUCAAGUGGAGUAACAUAUGGAGUGUCAUACAUGAGCUCAAGAGGCUCAUCUGUAUAUUCUGGAGGAUCAGGCCACCCAUCAUUAGAUUCUGGGGCAGAUUCUGAUGCAUCUAUGCACACAGACUCAGAGGAUAAUUAUCCAGGGAGUCACUUGGGUGUACCUGGAUGGCCAGGGACCCCAGACCUUGACUCUUGUUUAAGAAGACUUGGUCCAGGAGAACGCUCACAAUUUCUGCCAUAUGGAUGCCGUACACCUGAUUCUAUCAUGUCUACUGGUAGUGGGAAGUCAGGAUUAAGCACAUUCGGUGUAAGUAAUCAAAGUGAUUGGAAGCUGCCACAGAAACUGCAAAUAGUGAAACCUAUUGAAGGUUCACUAACUCUUCACCAGUGGUCCCGCCUUGCAACGCCUCACCUUGGUGGAUUGCUAGAAGAAAGGGAAGGAGUAGCUAUCAAGGGUGGUGCUGGCACUGAGCAUCUGAAUCUAGAUGUAUACUCCAUGUCUGACCUUGAAGAAGAUGAAAUUGAAGAAGAGAAUCCUGGCAAAAGAUUUAUGAGUACUUCAGGGGUUUUCACAUUUACAAAUUCCACAAUACUACACCCUGAUGAUCAGACCACUUCCACACCUAG